AUGUUUACUAGUUUCACUGAUCGUCACUGUGCCGAUAUUGUUGCAGGAUGUGGGUGUGGGUGUGGGUGGGUGUGGCUGCAGAUCAUCUUACACAAACACACAAGCACAUAUUCCACCAACCACACCCACACCCCGCGCCCUCAAGAUAGUAUUGUUCUUAUCGAAGCACUUGAUCUCGUUUGUGUUGCUGACAGAGUAAAUGGACGAAUUGUUUAUUCCGAUGAUGAAAUUAAUGAUGAUGAUGGUGAUGAUGAAACAAACGAAAAUAAUCAAAGUCAAGUUAAAGCUAUUAUUGAUCAUCCAUUAAUGAGAACUGUAUAUGCUAUUCAUUAUGAUCCAAUUAUAUACCGUCUUUAUGCAGUUAGUGGCAGACUUGGACAAAGUCACGCCAUGGGUUUUACAUUUAGUGUUCAUCCUGAAUCAUUUGGCCAAUCAAUCACUACAUGGGAACCAAAUGAUAAAUUUGGUGAUCCACACGAUUUGGCUUUAAGCGUCAAUGGUCGUUCAUUAUACGUUGGAGAAAUUCGUCCUAAUCGUAUUGAUUCAUUUAAUGUUCUCAAUUAA
Messenger RNA from Rotaria socialis, 564 nucleotides. The record is from the annotation of a GenBank genome assembly. Lineage: Eukaryota; Metazoa; Rotifera; Eurotatoria; Philodinida; Philodinidae.